AUGUUAGAUGCGUUGGCAAAUGGCACUUUGCUCGACAAAUCACCUGAGGAAUCCUUUGAUAUCCUCGAUUGGAUAGCCAAUAUUGACUAUCAAUUUCCAUUUGCAAGACUUGGGACUGACAAAAGAAUAUCUAAGGCAUAUGAACUUGACAGUAAGAAUUCAGUUUCUGCCCAACUUUAUGCUAUAACUAACAUGCUUAAAAAUUUGCAGCGUUCUAGUGAGGAAUUUAUGGCCUCAUCAAAAGAUUUUAUGGCUUCAACAAAGACCAUGAUACAGGAAAACUCAUCAACAAUCAAGAAUCAAGGAAAUCUAUUACAAAGCCAAUCAGCUCUAUUACAAAGCCACAGCUCAUCGUUGAGGGCAUUGGAGAAUCAAGUGGGACAAAUUGCCAUGGCAUUACAUUCGCGCCCACAAGGAAGUCUCCCUAGCGACACUCAGGUCACUACGCCUCAAGGAAAGGAGCAAUGCAGUGCGCUCACGUUGAGGAGUGCUAAGGAGAAGGAAAGGAAUGAGGGUUCGACAAGUCAACAUACUAAUAGUGAAAAAUUAUUUGCCAAGGAAAAAGUUGCUUCACCACCUGUAGAGAAUAAAGUUAGACCUCCGCCACCUUUCCCUCAGUGGUUGAAGAAACAUAAUGACGAGAAUCAUUUCAAAAGAUUUGUUGAUGUCCUUGAUCAGUUGCAUAUCAAUGUUCCAUUACUUGGAGCCAUUGAGAAGAUGCCUUCCUAUGCCAAAUUCCUGAAAGACAUUGUCACAAAGAAGAGAAAGGUGGAAAGAAUGGAAAAUGUAGCCACGACAACAGAAGGUUGUUCGCCAAUGAGUAAAAAUCCUCUAAAACAAAAAGAUCCUGGUCGCUUUAUUAUACCAUGUUCCAUUAGUGAUACAUAUGUUGAAAGAGCUCUUUACGACUUGGGGUCAAACAUAAAUCUGAUGCCCGAUUCCAUCUUUUUGAAAAUUGGAAUGGGUAAUGCUCGACUAACCACUGUGACUUUACAACUAGCUGAUCGAUCACAUGUUUGUCCCGAAGGCAGAAUUGAAGAUGUAAUUGUUAUUGUGGACAAGUUUGUCUUCCCAGUUGAUUUUCUCAUUUUAGACUGUGAAGCCAAUGAAAAUGCCCCUAUUAUCCUUGGACGUCCAUUCUUAGCUACAAGGCGUAUUCUAAUAGAUUGUGCGAAGGGAGAGUUCACGAUGAGGGUGGCUGAUCAAAUCAUCAUAAUCAAUGUCUUCAACACUCUUAAAUACAUUGAUGAUUUUAAAGAAUGCCAUUACAUUGAAGACAUUAAUUCAUUGGACGAAGCUGGAACAGAAAAUUAUGGUCAAGGGAACUUUUCACAUCUUAAUGAGUUAACAAAUUUUGCAAAGACUGUAAAAUUUUUGGCCAAGAUGAUGUUUUACAAUAUCAGGAACACAACACUUGUUAUCACGCAAAAUUUUUUCUGA
This is a messenger RNA of Hibiscus syriacus, 1440 nucleotides long. RefSeq lists its product as uncharacterized. The record is from RefSeq and is a predicted model, not a curated record. The transcript is spliced from 3 exons. NCBI's taxonomy places the organism in Eukaryota, Viridiplantae, Streptophyta, Magnoliopsida, Malvales, Malvaceae. The coding region runs from base 1 to 1440 and encodes 479 amino acids.